AUGUCAACAUCACCAUCAUCAGUUGCUGCUGCUUAUGCACUACAUCAUCAUCAUAUACAUACUCAUCAUCAUAUUCAUCCAUUUCAUCAUCAACAUCAUCUUGAAACAUCAAAUACAUUCUUUUAUCCACCUCCACCACCAGCAUCAUCAGAUUCUUCAUCAAAUAAUACAAAUGAUUUAAUACUACAACAUACAGAUAUUAAACCACCAAAUCCAUAUUUAUUUUCAAAUACAAAAAGUGUUUCACCAUCACCACCAAGUCCAACAAAUAAUGUUGCGACAGCAUGGCCUGUUAUUAUGCAACAUCAUCCACAUAAAUCUAUUGAAGAUUAUUGGAAUUCAAAUUCAUCAAAUUAUUAUCAACCAUCCACCUAUCAUCAUCAUCCAAAUUAUAUGACAAAUCAUCAAUUUCUUCCAUCAUUAGAUCAUGAACAUAAUUUUCAUUCAAAUCAACCAGCAACAUCAUCAAAUCAAGGUUUACUUGAUGAUAAUGAUUUAAAUCUUUUACAAUUACGUACAAAUAAUGAUAAUGAUGAUGAUGAACAACAAUUACAUAUUGAUAAUAAUGAUUUAAAUCGUUUUUCGAAACAAUUUAAACAACGUCGUAUUAAACUUGGUUAUACACAAGCUGAUGUUGGUCUUGCACUUGGAAAUCUUUAUGGAAAUGUUUUUAGUCAAACAACAAUAUGUCGUUUUGAAGCGUUACAAUUAAGUUUUAAAAAUAUGUGUAAACUACGUCCAUUAUUAGCUAAAUGGUUAGAAGAUUCAGAAUCACAAACAGGUACAACAAAUUCAAUGGAAAAAAUAGCUGCAAGUGGACGAAAACGUAAAAAACGUACAUCAAUUGAAGUUAGUAUAAAACAAGCACUUGAAUUAGGUUUUGCUCGUAAUCCCAAACCAGUUGCACAAGAUAUAACACAAUUAGCUGAUCAAUUACAAUUAGAAAAAGAAGUUGUUCGAGUAUGGUUUUGUAAUCGAAGACAAAAAGAAAAACGUGUUACACCACCAUUAGGAAAUGGUUCAGCAUCAGCAUCCAAUAAUAAUCAUCAUCAUCAUCAUUCUCAACAUCAUAAUAUAAAAAGUCCAAGUUCACCAUCGACGCCGACAGAUACGCGAGGAGACUAUUAUGAUUAUCAUUAUUCAACACAUUUGUAA
Molecule: messenger RNA, 1155 nt
Organism: Adineta steineri
Lineage: Eukaryota; Metazoa; Rotifera; Eurotatoria; Adinetida; Adinetidae
Source: the annotation of a GenBank genome assembly